CUCAUCAGCCCAGAAUUGAUCGAGCUUUCUGAUUUCUUUCUCUUUCACACUUUUCUGAGUAUUUAUUGUCUCCUCUGAUCGGAAAACGCGGAGGGCGUGGACUUCACGUUUCUCGGCGAUAACUCUUAGGCGCCGGGGACGGUGGGAACCCGGAGCUGGUGAUGCUGGAAGGGUGGAUUGGUUUCGAUUCUGCAGCGACAGUGCAAUAGCCCAAAGGAGUGAAGGAAGUGCGGCAACAAGAGUCUAGGGUUUCGUCUCUCACUUUGGUGUACCGUUAGGGUUGGAUAUGGCGAUGUUGGUUAGCGGCAAGGAUGGAGGCAAAGCGCUAAUGGACUCGGGGAAGUACGUGAGGUACACUCCAGAGCAGGUGGAGGCGCUUGAGAGGGUUUACAAUGAAUGUCCGAAGCCGAGCUCCUUGAGGAGGCAGCAGCUCAUCAGGGAGUGUCCCAUACUCUCCAAAAUCGAACCGAAGCAGAUCAAAGUUUGGUUUCAGAACCGCAGAUGUCGGGAAAAACAAAGGAAGGAAGCUUCUAGUCUGCAGUCUGUUAACAGAAAGCUUACGGCCAUGAACAAGCUUCUGAUGGAGGAGAAUGAUCGGUUGCAGAAGCAAGUUUCACAGCUAGUUUAUGACAAUAGCUACAUGCACCAGCAACUUCGUAAUGCAUCUUUGGCCAACGCAGAUGCUAGUGAAUCUAUGAUUUUAGGUAGUCAACUACAGAAUCCAAUAUCUCAGCCUUCAUUGAGGGAUGCUAGCAACUCAGACAGUCUACUUGCAAUUGCUGAGGAAACAUUGGCAGAGUUCCUGAAAAAAGCUACUGGAACUGCCAUCGAUUGGGUUCAGAUGGUCGGGAUGAAGCCUGGUCCGGAUUCUAUUGGAAUCAUUGCUAUUUCCCGCAAUUGUAGUGGCUUAGCAGCUCGAGCUUGUGGGCUUGUGAGUUUAGAACCCAAAAAGGUUGUGGAUAUCUUGAAGGAUCGCCUAAGUUGGUAUCGUGAUUGCCGAUCCAUUGACGUGUUGAAAGUUUUCCCUACUGGAAAUUGUGGAAAUAUUGAAAUUUUGUACAUGCAGACAUAUGCGCCUACUACUUUGGCCUUGGCACGUGAUUUUUGGACGCUUAGAUAUAGUACAUCUUUAGAAGAUGGCAGUCUUGUGAUAUGUGAGAGGUCUUUGACUCCUUCAACUGGUGGUCUGGCUGAGCCAACUAACUCUAAUUUUAUCAGAGCUGAGAUGCUUCCCAGUGGAUAUCUAAUCCGACCAUGUGAGGGUGGUGGUGCAAUGAUUCACAUUGUUGAUCAUGUAGAUUUGGAUGCUUCAACUGUGCCUGAGGUUCUCCGACCAUUGUAUGAGUCGCCGCAAAUGCUAGCUCAGAGGAUGACCAUUGCAGCAUUACACCAUAUUAGACAGAUUGGUUAUGAAACUAGUGGUGAAGCUUCUUAUGAUGGGGGCCGUCAACCUGCUGUUUUGAGAACCUUCAGCCAGAGGUUGAGCAGGGGUUUUAAUGAUGCUAUUAAUGGAUUUUCUGAUGAUGGCUGGUCUUUACUGGGAUACGAUGGUGGGGAGGAUGUGACUAUAAAUAUUAACUCAUCUCCUAGCAAGCUAUUUGGAAGUCAUUCCAGAUCUGCUAAGUUUUCUUCCUUGGGUGGUAGCAUCUUGUGUGCAAAAGCUUCAAUGCUACUUCAGAAUGUGCCACCUGCUUUACUUGUUCGCUUUUUGAGGGAGCAUAGAUCGGAGUGGGCGGACUCUAUUGUUGAUGCUUAUUCAACUGCAUCUUUGAGAGGUUGCCCGAAUGCAUUUCCUGGUUUUUUCGACAACAGUAGUUUUGCGGCUAACCAUGUCAUUAUACCUCUUGCUCAUACUGUGGAAAAUGAAGAGUUCUUAGAAGUGAUUAGGCUGGAAAGUCAAACUUUAAACCAGGAUGAUGUUCUUUCCAGGGACAUUUAUCUGUUGCAGUUGUGCGAAGGGAUUGACGAGAAUGCGGUUGGUGCUUGUGCACAGCUUAUUUUUUCACCUACAGACCCAUCUUUUGCUGAUGAUGCCCCCUUGUUACCUUCAGGAUUUCGAGUGAUACCACUUGAUGUCAAAGCAGAUUCAACUGCUGCCACAAAAACUCUUGACUUGGCCUCGACUUUAGAGGUUGGCUCAGGUGGAGCAAGUAGGAUUGCCAGUGACACGACUACUAGUGAUAUGAGGUCGGUUCUGACAAUAGCAUUUCAGUUCAUAUUUGAAAAUCACCUCCAAGAAAGUGUUGUGGCAAUGGCUCGGCAAUAUAUCAGAAGCAUAGUGGCUUCGGUGCAAAGAGUUGCAAUGGCAAUCACUAACUCAAGGCUCGGCAUAGAGCUAGGUAUGAAACAUCCACUUGGGUCUCCUGAAGCUCAUACACUGGCAAGAUGGAUUUCUAGCAGUUACAGGUUCUACACUGGACUUGACCUUAUGAAGACCGACUCUCAAUGUGCUGAUUCUCUGCUGAAACUUCUGUGGCACUACUCCGAUGCAAUCAUGUGCUGUUCUCUUAAGGUUUCUCCAUCUUUAACCUUCGCAAAUCAAGCUGGUCUUGACAUGCUUGAGACCACGCUAGUUGCUCUACAAGACAUCACACUUGAGAAUUUGCUCGAUGAUGCUGGUCGCAAGGUCCUCUCAUCUGAGUUUCCUAAGUUGAUGCAACAGGGGUUUGCUCAUCUUCCUGCAGGCGUCUGCAUUUCUAGCAUGGGCCGGCCGGCUUCUUACGAACAGGCUAUGGCAUGGAAAGUCCUUGAUGAAUGCAGCUCUCACCAUUGCCUUGCCUUCAUGUUCGUCAACUGGUCAUUUGUUUGAACCUGAAACUAAUAGAAUUAUACGGUAUCUAUUUAGGAACUUGAUCUUUGUAACUUGUAAAAUAUGGUUCUAUCGUACCUCUGCUGGUGCGACAAAUCUGAAUGAUGAUUUGGUCGCUUCGGCAAAAGUUUUGGAAAUUUUGAAAAUAACUCCAUGCCGUUUGUCAGAUAUAUGUACAUAAGUGCUUUUAGGAUACUUAUUUUCCUAUAACAUUAAUAGUUAAUUCAAUGAUUUGUUUUUUUAGUUA
Dendrobium catenatum is the source of this 3056-nucleotide messenger RNA. Its product is annotated as homeobox-leucine zipper protein HOX32-like. The coding region runs from base 287 to 2809 and encodes 840 amino acids. Gene Ontology annotation, molecular function: DNA binding; DNA-binding transcription factor activity; lipid binding. The transcript is spliced from 18 exons. The record is from RefSeq and is a predicted model, not a curated record. Lineage: Eukaryota; Viridiplantae; Streptophyta; Magnoliopsida; Asparagales; Orchidaceae.